CUGUGCUUGGCUUCACUCCACUAGCCACCCCAGCCAGCUACAGCCUACUACAGCUCAGCCUCCUCCUCCUCCUCAAUCCCCGUCCAUCUCCCAUUCUCCAACCAAGCGCAGCCGAGCAGAGCAAGCCCCAGGGCAUGGCGCGCCGUGCCGUGUCCGUGGCCGUCGUGGCCCUGGCUCUCCUGGCCGCGGCCACGGCGGCGUCGGCGGACUCGUGGCUGUACGAGAAGUUCACGACGGACGGCAACGUGCGUGCGGACUACAACGCGGAGGGCCAGCAGGUGACGUCGCUGAUCCUGAACCAGCAGUCCGGCGGCGCCUUCAGGUCCCGCCAGAGGUACCUCUACGGCGAGUUCAGCAUCCAGAUGAAGCUCAUCCCCGGCAACUCCGCCGGCACCGUCACCUCCUUCUACCUCACCUCCGGCGACGGCGACGGGCACGACGAGAUCGACAUGGAGUUCAUGGGCAACUCCAGCGGCGACCCCGUCGUGCUCAACACCAACGUGUGGGCCAACGGCGACGGCAAGAAGGAGCACCAGUUCUACCUCUGGUUCGACCCGGCCGCCGACUUCCACACCUACACCAUCAUCUGGAACGACAAGAACGUCAUCUUCAAGGUCGACGACCUCUUCAUCCGGAGCUUCAAGCGCUACCGUGAUCUGCCGUACCCCGGCGGGAAGCCCAUGUCGGUGCACGCCACGCUGUGGGACGGCAGCUACUGGGCAACGCAGCAGGGGAAGGUGAAGGUGGACUGGUCCAAUUCGCCGUUCGUCGUCUCGUACCGAGGCUACACCGCCGACGCCUGUGUCCCCACCGGCGGCGGCGACGUCGGCGCGCCGCUGUCGUGCCCCGCCGGGACGGACCGGUGGAUGAACCGCCAGCUCGACGCCGCCGAGUGGGGCACCGUCGCGUGGGCAAAGAAGAACUACAUGCACUACAACUACUGCGACGAUGGGUGGAGGUUCCCGCAGGGAUUCCCCGCCGAGUGCUCCCGAAACUGAUCUGCUGCUAUUAUUGUUCUUGCUUCCUGUUCUCCUCCUUGAUUCGUGUUUGUUCUUGGUCACCUCUGUUCUUGAUUGAUGAACAGGAUAGCUCACAUGUUGCCUUCCCAUGUACAUUUUGGCACCCCAUACUACUAGUGUUCUUGAAUCUUUCGUUCUUUCUCUGGUUUUCUUUUUUUUUUCUUGACAGUCAGUGAUUGUUACUGAAAGGGAGUUAACAAAGACAGUGAUGAAAAUAAAA
This is a messenger RNA of Sorghum bicolor (sorghum), 1239 nucleotides long. RefSeq names its product xyloglucan endotransglycosylase/hydrolase protein 8. Gene Ontology annotation, molecular function: xyloglucan:xyloglucosyl transferase activity; hydrolase activity, hydrolyzing O-glycosyl compounds. The transcript has a single exon. Lineage: Eukaryota; Viridiplantae; Streptophyta; Magnoliopsida; Poales; Poaceae. The coding region runs from base 135 to 998 and encodes 287 amino acids. The record is from RefSeq and is a predicted model, not a curated record. Gene Ontology annotation, biological process: cell wall biogenesis; xyloglucan metabolic process. Gene Ontology annotation, cellular component: cell wall; apoplast.